GCCGUGAUUGCAUCCCAAGGCAAGAAUUUCCUCCGGGUCGUAGGAGCCCGCCACGUGGCGUCCCGACGGCUCGCGCGCCCGCCCUAAACCGCCGCAAACCCUCGCCAAGCCCUCCCCCAAUCGAUGUCGAUUCUCUCUCUGCUCGCCUUUGCUGACGCGAAACCAUGACGAUCUACAGGUCGGUCAGAUCCCUAAUCGCCGGAAGCCCUAGGAAAUCGCGGACCUUCCUCACCGCCACCGCCACCACAACCGCCUCGACAGCCCCCGCUGCCGCCUCCUACGCUGUCCCAUCUCCGUUCACGCCCCUCUUCAUCAAUCCCUACCUCCAUUCCAGCUUCCCCAACAGGUUCCUCUCUCCACUCUCGAAAUGGAUGAUCGCGCGGCCCCCGCAGGGCCCGCUGUUCCUGUCCUUGCCGCCGUGGAAGCUCUCGCAGUCGGCGACGCCGCUCCACCUCCGGAGCGGUGCCGUCGUCCUGCGUAAAGUCGAGGCCUUGAAUUUGACACUCGAUUUGCUUCGGCGGAGGCGGAGGCUCGAGGCCAUGGCCGGAGUCGGGUCGGUGGCUUUAGAACCGAAGUUGGUGGAUCGGGGUGCUUCGGAGGAGAGGUCGAAUGAGGGUUUGGUAGAUGGUUUUGUGAAUUUGCCCAAUCUGAUUUCCAUGAGCCGUCUCAUUUCGGGUCCUUUGCUUGGAUGGAUGAUCGUGAAUGAAUGGUAUACUACCGCAUUCGUCGGGCUGGCCAUCUCGGGAGCAACUGAUUGGCUAGAUGGGUAUGUGGCUAGGAAGAUGAAUAUAAAUUCAGUUGUGGGUUCCUAUCUUGACCCCCUUGCUGACAAGGUUCUAAUCGGUUGUGUUGCUCUGGCUAUGGUACAUAAUGAUCUGCUGCCGGCUGAACUUGUUGGACUUGUUGUGUUGCGAGACGUCUUUCUAGUUGGUGGAGCAGUGUACAAAAGAGCUAGCGACUUGGGUUGGCAGUGGGCAAGUUGGUCUGAUUUCUUCAACGUCAAUGGGCCUCAUCGAGAAAAGGUUGAGCCUCUCUUUCUCAGCAAGGUAAAUACGGUUUUCCAAUUGGUUCUAGUUGCUGCCGCUCUCUUGCAGCCUGAAUUUGGAACCCCAGAAACUCAAUCAUACAUUAAAUACUUGAGCUGGUUAGUCGCAUCUACGACAAUUGCAUCCACUGCAGCAUACGGUGUGCAGCACAUGAGAAGAUCCACAGCCAUCCUAACAAAUCACUAGGCCUAAUUUUCUCUCGAUAUGGCUUACAGAGAUGGUGUCCAUAACUCAGAGUUGGGAAUUUGUGCAAUAUCUUUGAUCUUUCGAAUAAGGGAUCGCAGCCUUUAUUCAGAAUGUGAUCGCCAAAGAAAGAGGAUCACUGGUUAGCCAUGCAAAUCUUGGCACACUAAAACAGCGGCCAAGAGGGAAAUGCAAUUAUCAGACGAAUGGAUGCCCCUGCUCCUUCCAUGAGAUCACUUCUCACGGUAAUUUCGACUCGUGCACGUGGGCAUGAUGUGUACAAAACCAGGCUGCAUCAGGACGACAUUCAGAGACCAGAGCAUUUCAAUCUUGUGAACUUUUCCAUCAGUGCCAUAAUUUUCCAUGGCAACCUCGAGUUUGCUCCUUGCAGAUAUGUCUUCUGGAUGAUUUGUCUUACGUUUGUAAGGACACCUUGCUUCUUGUUCUCUCUCAUUUUACUUGAUUCUAUGCAUCGCCAACAAAGGCAUUUGAGCUCGGCGCGUCCUAUUCAUAGCAAAAUGUAAGAAGAAGUGUGAAGAUGCAGUUUUCGGUUGAGAAUUCUGGAUAGCUGAUGCAGUUUGGUAUUGCAAGCGAAGCAGACCUAUUGCUAAGUUACAGUGAUAUCAGCAAUUGCUGAUAAUCCUUUCCCUAUUCGUGACGUGCGGUUUUUUGUACUUUUCAAGCUCGUGGAAUAGAAGUUCAAAACGGCCAAGUAAUUCGACAUCA
Rhodamnia argentea is the source of this 1955-nucleotide messenger RNA. RefSeq names its product cardiolipin synthase (CMP-forming), mitochondrial. Gene Ontology annotation, biological process: cardiolipin biosynthetic process. Bases 165 to 1232 code for a protein of 355 amino acids. The transcript is spliced from 9 exons. NCBI's taxonomy places the organism in Eukaryota, Viridiplantae, Streptophyta, Magnoliopsida, Myrtales, Myrtaceae. Gene Ontology annotation, molecular function: cardiolipin synthase activity. Gene Ontology annotation, cellular component: membrane; mitochondrion. The record is from RefSeq and is a predicted model, not a curated record.